AUGACUCUCAUCUCUCUGCUCCUGCUGGCUGCUCUGCUGCCAUACCUGAGCCACUCUGCCAGUGUUAAGGUUGGUAUAAUAAAUGGCACGGAGGCUGAACAGCACUCCAGGCCCUACAUGGUGUCCAUUCAGAAAAAAGGAAAACCCAUCUGUGGUGGUUUUCUUGUGUCUAAAAAGUUCGUCCUAACGGCUGCGCACUGCUGGAAGAAGAAAAAACGACUUACGGCUCUGCUGGGUGCUCAUGAUCGGUCAGACAAGAAAGACGGUUCCAUCCACAUGAAAGUGAAGAAUUACUACCCCCAUCCGAAAUACGACACCAGCACACAUGACAAUGAUAUCAUGCUUCUGAAGCUACGUGGAAAAGCCAAACAGAGCAAAACUGUUAACUGGAUCUCCAUCCCUAAAACAAAUGAGGACAUCAAGGCCAACUCGGUCUGCAGUGUAGCUGGCUGGGGAGGAACAGGAUCCUCUAAACAUGGUAGCAAGCGUCUCGUGGAGAUCAAUAUUACUAUUGUGGACGAAACAGAAUGUAAUAAACUCUGGGAGAACCGUCUGACCCCAAGGACGAUAUGUGCACUUCAUUCUGGAGGAUCGUGCAAGGAAGAUUCUGGAGGUCCUUUGGUGUGUGGGGACACUGCUGUGGGCAUUGCUUCCUUCAGUCAGAAGGACAAGUGUGAUGCACCCACGAAGCCAAAGAUUUUUACCGAAAUAUCAGAAUUUCUGUCCUGGAUCAAGACUGUUAUUGGGAAAGUUUAAUCUGCAUUUGACAAAAAACAAAACAUUCACCACAAUUUCCUCUCAAUAAAAGCAUUUCCAAAGCAUAUUUCUCGAGCAUAUUCUUUGAUGGAAAUGUAUGUGAGAAAUCCUGUGGAAAUUCAUCCUCACAAUUCUGUAUGAUGAAGUGCCUCACGAGGUCAGACAACUUCUUAAACUUACAGUGCUUGACUGCAGUAAAAUGUCAUGGAAAAACAGCAUGCAUCUAAUUAAAAAAAAACCCCAAAAACUUAAACUAAUACAAGUUGCCUGGGGGCCUAAUCUGGAGGGGGUACCCACCCCCCAUUACCUCAUCUCACCUAAACUGUCUUACCGUCACAUGCAACUCAGACUAUACAGAGUUCUAUUAUGGUAGUUACAAUUUUGCCCUUUUUACAUACACUUUGUUUCUUUAGUUAGCCUCGACCUUCUGUGACAAACACCUUUAUUUUUCUUCAUUUUAAUUCAUAACCAUACCAAUUUUCUAAAUUAAUAAUCACUGGCCUUAAGCUAUUGCAUUUGGUUAUACCACUUUCUAUAAGUUUAAGGGGCUAAGCUCUUGAUUACAUCACAUCAAUACAAAUAUCCCACUUUUCCCUUUAUUAUCGAAUAUAUAUGAAAUAUGAAUCUCUCG
Messenger RNA from Colossoma macropomum (tambaqui), 1387 nucleotides. Its product is annotated as granzyme-like protein 1. Bases 1 to 756 code for a protein of 251 amino acids. NCBI's taxonomy places the organism in Eukaryota, Metazoa, Chordata, Actinopteri, Characiformes, Serrasalmidae. The transcript has 5 exons. Gene Ontology annotation, molecular function: serine-type endopeptidase activity. Gene Ontology annotation, biological process: proteolysis. The record is from RefSeq and is a predicted model, not a curated record.